AUGGCGAACCCAGAGACCUCCAAGGAUGUUUCUCUCUCCCAGGGCAUUCGCAUGAUGUUCUAUGCAAUGAAGCCCAAUGAAACCUCCUUCCCAAGCCUGGAAGAGGUGCCUGAUUAUGUGAAACAGGCAACCCCAUUUUUCAUUUCCCUGAUGCUACUCGAGUUGGUUGUCAGCUGGAUCCUCAAAGGGAAGCCUGCAGGACGAGUGGACGAUGCUUUAACUUCCAUCUCUGCAGGCGUCCUGUCUCGGCUUCCAAGACUCUUUUUCAGGAGUAUUGAAUUGUCCACAUAUAUUUAUGUCUGGGAGAACUAUAGACUCUUCAAUCUGUCUUGGGAUUCUCCAUGGACGUGGUAUUUGACCUUUUUGGGAGUUGACCUAGGCUACUAUUGGUUCCACCGCAUGGCCCAUGAGGUCAACAUCAUGUGGUCAGCACACCAGACACACCACAGCUCUGAGGACUACAACUUGUCUACUGCUCUGAGACAAUCUGUCUUCCAAAUAUAUACUUCCUGGAUCUUCUACUGUCCCCUGGCUCUCAUCAUCCCUCCUCCGGUGUUUGCCGUCCAUCUCCAGUUCAACCUCCUUUACCAGUUUUGGAUACACACUGAGGUUAUUGAUCAUCUUGGGCCGUUGGAAUUGAUUCUCAACACCCCCAGCCAUCAUCGGGUUCACCAUGGGAGAAACCGUUAUUGCAUAGACAAAAAUUAUGCUGGCACCCUUAUCAUUUGGGAUAGAAUUUUUGGAACAUUUGAGGCAGAAAAUGAAAAAGUUUCCUACGGGCUCACCCACCCCAUUAACACAUUUGAACCACUCAAAGUACAGUUUCAUCACUUGCAUUAUAUUUGGACCACAUUGUGGAUCACACCUGGGUUCUGGAACAAGUUGUCUGUCAUAUUCAAAGGACCAGGAUGGAGUCCAGGCAAACCUAGGCUUGGCCUUCCUGAAGAAAUCCCUGAGAUCACAGGAAAAGAGGUCCCUUUUGCUGCUCAGAUGUCUGGCUCACUCCAGCUGUAUGCCCUUGUACAGUUUGCUCUAAUGCUUGGUUUUUAUGAGGACACAUUUGCUGACAAAAGUGCAUUAUCACAGGCCACUCUCCUCCUGAGAACAGGCUACAUCAUCCUGACACUGACCUCCAUUGGAUUCCUCAUGGAGCAAAGACCUGGUGCCCCCAUUUUGGAAACCAUACGAUGCUCCAUAUUUUUAAUGUUGUAUCGGCUAAAUUACUUGAAGCCCUUCAUCCCUUCACUGACAUUUGCUUUGGAGAUUUUAUUCUCUAUCUGCAUCAUUUACUGGGGAAUAAGAAGCAUGAGACAGCUUGCCUCAGGCCAUUCAAAGCAGCUCUGAGAUGGGAUGUCUAGGACCUUCUGUAUCUCCCGGAAGGAGGGUUACAUUGAAGGGCUGACUGUAACCCAGGAACAGAUGCCAAGGUUUCAAUGCAAAGGAAGUAAUUUUGUGAUUGACUCUUGAAGAUACCUUUUACAUGAAACUUAUUCCAAUGGUCUUACUUUUUUCAUUGUUUUCUCUUUUAAUUAGAAUCUGAUGGAGCUGUUUUCAUAUCAAGUUCAAAUCCAAUACUAUGUGAA
Molecule: messenger RNA, 1583 nt
Organism: Gracilinanus agilis (Agile Gracile Mouse Opossum)
Lineage: Eukaryota; Metazoa; Chordata; Mammalia; Didelphimorphia; Didelphidae
Gene: AGMO
Product: alkylglycerol monooxygenase
Exons: 13
Coding region: 1-1344 (447 amino acids)
Biological process (GO): lipid biosynthetic process
Cellular component (GO): endoplasmic reticulum
Molecular function (GO): iron ion binding; oxidoreductase activity
Source: RefSeq, a predicted model, not a curated record